AUGGACCUCGAGCUUCAACAGCGCGCCGUGGAGUACACUGCAGUCUUCAACAAACACGCGGAACCCUUCCGUGCCGGUGUCUUCGCCUGCAUGCCAGUCUUUGAGCCUUCGAGUACCUUCCUCACUGAAGGCGCAGCCGAUGUAGCAGAGGCCACUGAAGGCGUCACCAAUGGCGAAGAGGGACAGAAAGCCUCUUACGGAUCUGCUCGACUUGCUGGUCGGCAAUCCGACCUACGCGGUUGCUUCACAGCCGGCCGUUCCAUUCGCUUCUCCUACCUCGGCUACUGUCCCGGACUCUUCAGGUCAGUCCUCCCCUCCCUUCAACUCAGCCUUGCAUUUAUAUCAGCUUACUACCUACUUAUAUUCCCCCUUCCAUAUUCGUCCUGCUUUUCGAAUUAG
Molecule: messenger RNA, 399 nt
Organism: Dibothriocephalus latus
Lineage: Eukaryota; Metazoa; Platyhelminthes; Cestoda; Diphyllobothriidea; Diphyllobothriidae
Source: the annotation of a GenBank genome assembly